AUGGCGCUAAACCAGCAAAUGCUAUUCCGGAGGGGCGACGUGGUGGAAGUAGCGAGCCAGAAACAAGGUUUCCGGGGCUCCUACUUCGUAGCCACGGUGGUGAUGGCGCUGACGCCGGUGAGGGAGUACGUUGUAGAGUACGAGACUCUCGUCACGAACGACUUGUCGGGGCCGCUUCGCGAGGUGGUCCCCGCCGCCGAAGUCCGCCCCGUGCCGCCGGGGUUCAGAAUGAGAGAUUCCGGGGAGUUCAGAAAGGGCGAUAAGGUGGAUGCGUAUGACAACGAGGCGUGGUGGGCCGGUGAGAUCAUCGGAAAAGUUGGGGACAAGUACAAGGUGUACUUUGAUGAUAGUAAGGAAGAGAUUGCUUAUACUGUGGACUUACUAAGAGUUCAUCUUGAUUGGAUUCAUUUAAGGGCUAAGUGGGUUGAUUCUUUUGGGAGGGCUUUGGCUUUCCAAUUCGUCUAG
This is a messenger RNA of Ipomoea triloba (trilobed morning glory), 465 nucleotides long. RefSeq names its product protein AGENET DOMAIN (AGD)-CONTAINING P1-like. The transcript has a single exon. Bases 1 to 465 code for a protein of 154 amino acids. The record is from RefSeq and is a predicted model, not a curated record. NCBI's taxonomy places the organism in Eukaryota, Viridiplantae, Streptophyta, Magnoliopsida, Solanales, Convolvulaceae.